This is a messenger RNA of Coccinella septempunctata (seven-spotted ladybird), 2044 nucleotides long. RefSeq names its product acyl-coenzyme A thioesterase 9, mitochondrial-like. The transcript has 5 exons. Gene Ontology annotation, cellular component: mitochondrion. Gene Ontology annotation, biological process: acyl-CoA metabolic process. The record is from RefSeq and is a predicted model, not a curated record. Gene Ontology annotation, molecular function: fatty acyl-CoA hydrolase activity. NCBI's taxonomy places the organism in Eukaryota, Metazoa, Arthropoda, Insecta, Coleoptera, Coccinellidae. Bases 82 to 1395 code for a protein of 437 amino acids.
CCCCAAUCUUGACAUAUUUUUUUUUCUUUGGCGUGUAGUCUCGAAUUGUCAGGGAAUGACAAAAAUUAUUUGAUCAUUUGAAUGAUGAAAAAUUACUAUCAUAAUCUUUAUAGAAAAGUAUGUAGUGGAUUCAAAAAUUAUUCUUCGAAAACGAAAUUACCGACAGUGCAAGAAUUGAAGAAACAGAGGUCUAAGCUAUUGGGUGUUGACCAUGGCUAUCAACCAACUCCUCCUGAUAGAAGUGAUUUAUUGAAAUAUGUUCCGAAGUUCGAAGACUUACCUCCAAGAAGUAUUGAGGACAGUUUCUUGGAAGGGGUAAUUCCUCUUUCUACAGAUGAAAAUUUACAAGAAAAGUAUAUUACUUUUCUGGGUCGUGUGAGAAUUGGACGAUUACUCGAAGACAUGGACAUAUUCGCAGUUUACAUAGGCUACAAAUACAUUGAUGCACCUACAGUACCGAAAGAUGUUGCAUCACCAUUUAUUCUAGUAACUGCCCACUGUGAUCGCAUCGAUUACACAACAUAUCAAAGAAGACAUAAUCAAGAUAUAAAACUCUCAGGUUUUGUUAGUUGGGUAGGGAAAUCGUCAAUGGAAGUUGUUGUUAAACUUGAACAAUAUUUUGAAGGUAGCUGGCAUAAAAUAACCCGUGCCCUAUUUCUGAUGGUUGCAAGAAACGCUACAGGAAAAGAGUCGGUACCUAUAAAUCCGUUGAAACCUUUGAACGACAUGGAGAAAAGAAUAAUCCAAGAUGGUGAAGCAAGAAAAGCGGGAAGAUCCAAAGCCUCAACCACGCAUAUAUCUUUGAAGGUCCCAACAGCUGAAGAACAGCAGAUAAUUCAUGAUUUAUACAUAAAUAAUAGAAAACGACUCUCUCAAGGCAUUGUCCAUGAAUCCACUGACAAUUUCGUACCAAUGGAAAAAUGUAGAAUAUCUAACACUAUAUUCUGCCAACCGGAAGACAGAAACUUUUAUAAUACAAUAUUUGGCGGGUUCAUAAUGAGGCACGCCACUGAGCUUGCCUGGGUUUUGGGAUAUCAAUUUUUUAGACAAAGACCAGCCAUUAAACACAUAAGUGAUAUCAGUUUUCAUAGACCAAUUGCCGUAAAUGCCCUGUUGCAAAUGUACGCUAGGGUUGUUCAUACUAAAGAUUUUUAUGGCCAAAUUAUUGUCACUGCUAUUGCUUCAGACCCUAUGCAAGGUAAAGCCACCAAAACAAACACACUUCAUUUCACAUUGAAGUCCUCACAACCUGUAAAUCCAGUCUUUCCAAAGAGCUACCAUGAAGCCAUGUUGUAUGUAGAUGGUAUGAGGCAUUUAAACUUUAAUUUAGAGAAUAGUGCAGCUGAAAAAUUUGAUGCAAUUGAUGAAUAUAUGUUGAAAUUGUCAGAGAUUUGAAUAUUUUUGUUUUAUUAUCCAUAUAAUGACUAUUGUACGAUCAAACUCACAAUAUACCCCAAUCAAAAAGAAAAAAAUUUAUUUUCUAAAAUAUAUAUAUAUACAUAUAAAACAUAUACUUAAUCGAAAUAUGCUUCCUUAUUUCCCAAAUUCCUAGGAGCUACCACAGAACCUGCAAUCAAAAAAAUCAUAAAUCGCUAUUCUAGAAUUCGUUAAAAAAACGCUUACUUGCAGUUUUAUCAAAACUUAUAGAUAACUAAAAUAUUUAACAAUGGAAGCUGAGCUCAAAUAAAGAAUAUCAACUGAUUGACGAAUUUUUCUAAACGAACGUUAUUCAUAUUUAUCAACCCAAAUCACUGUUAUUAACCAAUAAUUGUAGAAAUAAAACUAGGCAAAAAUGAUACAACUAUUUAUUGUUCUAUAAGAUUACACUAAUAUAAUAAACUGGCUUUUCUUAAAUUGGAGUAUUUAGUAGGUAUGCGAUAUAUUAUUUUGUUCUACAUGCAAGCAGCCUUCACAUCUUUUAUCAUCAAAAUCAAUAAUUCUUAUAAUUAUAUGCACAUAAUAAUAUAACAUGAAAUAUACAUAUAUAAACAUCUUCUAAAUACAACAGAGGAUAAAAUUUCGUAACAAUCACACUACAAUCAUU